GCGAGCAGGAGCGAGGAGGAGUAGGAGCAGGAUGGUGAUGAAGUCCUGAACUGGUUCCUUCCCUUUCCCUGGUAUCAUACAUCAGAGCUGCGACGGAAGCGGGAAAACUUGCGGGGGGUUCCCGUUCCCGCCCGGCUGCAUGGAGCAGAGGGGCAUUUUGAGUUUCGGGGUGCAGAGGGUAUAUGUUUCUCGCUGCCCUCCCCAGAUGUAGUGUGUAGAUUCUCAGACUGUUUGGCAGCUGAAGGAUUGGUCGACCUGCGGAUAUCCGUGACAGCUUGCACGAGCUCGAGGUAGCGGCCAGAUGCCUGCCAGCCGGAACAUGUUGUGAAUUAGUGGGAAAGGGUUUUUACUUCUUUGUUCGAAAUUGGACUUCAGAUUUUGGAAGCGUUUUGGAUGUGUGUAUCAGUGUCCAUGUGCAUCUGUUGUUGUGACAUUGCGACAGCGGGGCUGGAGCGAGUGUUACAGCGUCUUACAGUGGGUUUCUGAUUUUGCGGAGGAGGACCUGUGGAGUGAGAGAGAUAGGCUUCGUAGGGUUGGGCAAGAGUUCGGAACUGUAGCGAAUAAUGUGAUGGUAGCGUUGCUCUGUUGUGGCAUAACGGGGCAAGUGUGCAUGUGAGAGACGUCGCUACAGUGGAGCUUGUUUUGUGAGGUUUUGUGCUUAGUUGGAGACUCGUGGUGAUUCGGGUUUGGGCGCCGUCGCGGGAUCAAGGCGAGAAAUAGUGGACCGAGAUUGUUUUGUGAGUGUUAUAUUUAACUUCACGGGCACAGCCGGGGCAGAAGCUCGAAGGAGCAGCACGUCCUCGCCAUGUGUGUUUAGUCGUGAGAUUUCUUCGUAUAGCUCCAUAAACCACUGUCAUUCAGACCUCGACGACACCCUCAAUGGCAGCUGAGGUUGGCAGGCGCGUUUUGCGUCACCGAGCGUCAACUUCGGCACCAGCAGUACCAGCAGCUCCUUCGAAUAAUGUGCGUCAAACUAGAGCGGCGGCGAAACGAUCAGCUAUGGACGACAUCAAGCAUACCGUUCUACAUCCCAGAAAGCGCACAGUGCAGCCGAAUGGAAAGCGUGCUCCCCUUACCGACAUCUCAAAGCAGGCCAAUGUUGCACUAUCCAGCUUUCCAGCCGUUGACUGUUUCGACUCCAACAAUUGCCAGGAACUAAAAUCCAUGCAAAUUCUCGAAGGUGAUGAGAACGCUGUUCCCGAAGACAGCGGAAAGGUCCGUGAAGAAAAGAGUGUACUGUGUGUCGUUGAAAUUGAUCUGCAAGAGGCGUCAUUGCCUUCUCAACCACUGGUUGCCCAAGUUGACUCGGAACCCGAGUCAGAGAACAGUUCUUCAGCGAAUGCAUCUUCAGAGCGACCAAAUUCUAAUAACCUCUUUUCAUGCAAAGAUCGGGUGAAACAAACCAACCUGUUCGAUGACAAGUGCCCUUCGGAGAAAUCAUCCUGGUCGAAUGGGUUGGCCUUCGAAGAUAUAGACAGCGACCACUCAGACCCUCAAAUGUGUAGUACUUAUGCCGCAGAUAUUUACUUGCAUCUGCGAAUGGCGGAGAUUAAGCGAAGACCAACUACGGAUUUCAUGGAAGUCAUGCAAAAGGACAUCAAUCCUAGCAUGAGGGGAAUUCUUAUUGAUUGGCUUGUCGAGGUUGGUGAAGAAUAUAAAUUAGUUCCAGACACUCUCUACCUGACAGUAUCCUACAUUGACCGCUUUCUGUCCUGUAACAUUGUGACACGACAACGGCUUCAACUUCUUGGAGUGUCCUGCAUGCUAAUUGCUGCCAAGUACGAAGAAAUAUGUGCACCGCAAGUUGAGGAAUUCUGCUACAUUACUGACAACACCUAUCAACGCGAAGAGGUUCUAGAGAUGGAGAGGAAAGUUUUGAUGGAGCUGAAGUUUGAAUUGACGACGCCGACUGUAAAAAGUUUCUUAAGGCGAUUUAUCAGAGCCGCUCAAGCUACUUGCAAAGCCCCAAAUCUAAUUCUGGAGUUCCUGGGCAACUUUCUUGCGGAGCUCACACUGACUGAGUACGUGUUCCUAGGUUUUCUCCCGUCUAUGAUAGCUGCGUCCGCUGUGUACAUGUCAAAGUUAACCCUCGACCCGUCGACUCGUCCAUGGGAUGUGACUCUGCAACACUACACUGGCUACAAGGCUUCUGACUUGGAGAAGUGCGUAAGGCUUAUACAUGACCUGCAGCGGAACACAAAGAAUUGUACACUUCCUGCCAUACGAGAGAAAUACAGAAAUCAUAAGUUCAAGUGUGUGGCAACGUUGACGCCUCCUUCAGUACUUCCCCCGGAAUUUUUCAAAGACGCUGAAUGCUGCUGACCGUACGAAGCUCUUCGCAAUUCUGCAAAUCACCUCAACACUAAUUUCCUGCCUGUUAGAGUUCAAGCGUGUGAAAUCGAUAGCGCCAACGCUGACCCUGGAGUAACCAAGGACCGCGAAGUAACCAAGAGCCGUGAACAAAUAUGGUUUUGAGGUUAGAUAGAGAUUCGGUCCAACAUUUUGCAGAGGCCCUCAGACUGGAGCUGGUUAGAGGGAGUCUUCACCGGUCUUCAAGGGCCUGUCACGUACUAACUCUUGAAGACUGCCACGUGCUGUUGACUGGCGCAUGAUCCCCGAAGGAGUAGGUGUAACAUUCAGCAACCGCAAUUUUCCUAAAUGAUUUAGUUCUAAUGGAUGUAGAGUAGAUGCCGAGUACAUUCUAGCUCAUGUGAUGGCGUCUCGAUCUGUUAAAAAAAAAAAGAAAAGAAAAAAGUAUUUUGUUCUUCGUUUAUGUAUAGUCUGUUCUCAUUCCGAGAGAAAAGAGGUCAGCGGUCUGUGUGCGCUGUCAUACUUAUGACCCUCUUGUUAUUAGUUAGUGUUCUUAGAAUGGCACUCGACUCUACUAAGCUUUGAAGCAGAGGAUGGAGUAGGUAGUUACUUGUAGACCAGGAAGUUACUAACAGACCAACCGGCACUCAACAAGUGAGCUUGUCGGCUUCCAUGACAAAUGCGCAUCGGAAGAAAACCAAAAAUGAAAAAAGGGAAAAAAGAGACUAAAAAAGACCAGUACGAGUUUUGACACUUGAGAAAUGAAAAAAGAGAAGCUGACACCUGUUUAUAUAUCA
Molecule: messenger RNA, 3107 nt
Organism: Physcomitrium patens
Lineage: Eukaryota; Viridiplantae; Streptophyta; Bryopsida; Funariales; Funariaceae
Product: cyclin-A1-4
Biological process (GO): mitotic cell cycle phase transition
Molecular function (GO): cyclin-dependent protein serine/threonine kinase regulator activity
Source: RefSeq, a predicted model, not a curated record